UCGGUAAACGGUGGGUCCGGCGUUAUGCUUACUCGGAGAACUGCUCUUGCAAGGGCUCUGAUGAGGCCUACAUGUUAAAGCUCUCCCCCUCCUCCCCUCAAGAAUAUCACCGUGAUGGCUGAUGAUCAACAACAACCUGGUCAGCAGCAGAAUCCUAACUCGGGAUUAGGCUCUCUUCCAACGAUAGUGCCAGGACUACAGGCCUCCGAGGCCACUGCGUUGCAGUACAACAAGAUAAAGAAUUCCAUUUGCAAAUCUGUACAAUCAAAAGUGGACAGCAUAUUGCAAGAUGUUGAGAAGUUUACAGACAUUGAAAAACUCUACCUCUACCUUAAGUUGCCUUCUGGUCCCAGCAGUGGCAAUGACAAAAGGACUGAAAAUCAGAGGGGGACUGCAAGUCCUGGAACAUGCGACCAGAAUUCCAUGUCAUCGAGCCGAACUCAACAGAUGUAUGCUUUCAACUGGAUCCGAAAUCACUUAGAGGAACAUCCUGAGACAUCACUGCCAAAGCAAGAGGUGUAUGAUGAGUACAAGAGCUAUUGUGACAAUCUUGGCUACCAUCCCCUCAGUGCAGCUGAUUUUGGAAAAAUCAUGAAAAAUGUCUUUCCUAAUAUGAAAGCUCGUCGCCUUGGCAUGAGAGGCAAAUCCAAAUAUUGCUACAGUGGAUUGAGAAAGAAAGCCUUUGUGCACAUGCCAUCGCUGCCCAACCUGGACUUACAUAAAUCGGGUGAUGGGUCUGAGCUGAUGGAGCCAACAGGACAGUCCCCUAGUGCUGAAGAUGAGAUGCGCUCAGCUGCUUGUGGUCUGGUGUGCGAGUGGGCCCAGAAGGUUCUGAGUCGCCAGUUUGACAGUGUAGAAGAGUUGGCCCGCUUCCUGCUCAAUAGCCACUACAUCGGCACUAAGUCCAUGGCAGCUCUCACUGUCAUGACUGGGACCCCAACAGGGGUGAAGACACCUACACAGGCUUCUGCGUUUGUGCCAACAAGUGAAACCAAUUCUUUCCAGCCCCAAGUGAAGACUCUUCCUUCUCCCUCUAUUGACGCCAAGCAGCAGCUACAGCGGAAGAUUCAGAAGAAACAGCAAGAGCAGAAGCUUAAUUCUCCACUUCCUGGUGAAUCCCAGGCCAGGAGAGCUGAAGCAGGUACACCAGGACCUGGAUCAAGUCUCACUUCUGGAAGUCCUGCCCUUCUGUCGCCACAGCCCACUAUUGGCAUUGUAGUGGCUGCUGUGCCCAGCCCUAUCACGGUCCAAAGGAAUAGGCAGUUGAUGACUUCCCCAAGUCCUGUUGGGGCAGCAGAAGGGAAAGUCCUUCCUGUCAAUUUCCAGGUUGUCACCCAGUCUGUAAAGCAGUCCCCAAAAACACCCCAGAAUGUUCCUGCCAGCCCUGUUGGUGACCGAUUGGCACGACACAGAUAUGCUCAAAUUCUACCUAAACCCUCUGCAUCAAGUGCCAUCACUCUGCGCUCGCCUCCAACACUCCUCAUCACCAACAGUCCCAUAAAAACAGUGAUGCCAACCCCCCAUGUCAGCUCAGUUAAUGUUGUCAAGAUGACCGCUAUAUCACUGGCCCCUAACAGUAGCAGUGGCAGCAGCAGCACUCCAACACCCUUGCGUCCAGCUUCAGCUGGAGUAAGUAGCACUAGUUCACAGGAAGAGCAAAAUCAAACACAGGUGCCUCAGAAUGGCAAUUCAGCCACACCACUGCAGUCACCAGGGGCAGGAAGAACCGGACGUCCAGCCACAACUCCAACUCUUGUCGCAACUCCCGUGUGUGGUGUAAAAACAGUAUCUGAAUCAAUAAACGAUGAUAGUACAGCCACUGGUACUGACAAGUCAAGCACUAUUCAGGAUCCAAGUACUGGGCAAAAAAGUGAGCGAGCUACUAAACACCGGGCUUCCAGUGAACCUGCCCUCAAUGUCAAGGCCUCCCAAGUGCCAGAGAGACUUAAUGUGGCCAAAGGUGACUCCACAACCCCUCCCAUUACCAAUACAGGGGCCUCUAGCAGCAAUAACAACAGCAAUGACCGGCAGGACAACACUUUGUAUCUGACCAUCACUAAUCAGAGUGCAGAUGUUAGCCAUUCCAGUGGUGUGGUUACAUCUGCUGGCCAGUCACCCAAAGAUGCUGGUCCAGGCCCCAAAAGUCCUCGAAAGCGUUCGUCGUCUGUUUUGGAGACGCACUCAAUUCCUGUGAAAAGAGUGUUUAUCUCACAACAACCAUUAGAUGUCAUCAGUAAUCCCAAACCUGGUCCUGUAAUUGCAGGGAAAAAGAUCCAAAGGCCUGGGACUCCUGCAAGACCUGAGAGUGCUCCCUGUAAAGUGACUUUGAGACACACUGCGUCUGUCCCAACACAAAUUUUAGCACUUUCUGAUACUCCCAUUGGUAAUCCAGAGAGCUCUCAGCUAGUUGCCGAUGCUCAGAAUUCUUCACAAGCUGAUCUAGAUGAUGGGUCUGCAAAUAUAAGCCCUACUGGUCCUGCCCCUGCCAGUAACACAGCUUCCACCCCUGAUCAGUCAAUACUGCAGCAGAUAGCAAGCCAUCAGCAAGUAAUAGAUGUUGUCUCACAGGAGACAUCUGUGGUAAGUGAGCUUAAGAACUCUUUAUGGGACGAAGGUCAGCUUCAGAAGCAGGACUAUACGCAACAGAUUACAGUGGACCACAAGCAGAUUGCAGCAAACCAGCUGCCUUUGAUAUCACAAACACCUGAAACAUCUAGUCAGUUGACCCUCCAUCAGGACAUUGUCGAUUUUGCAGGGGCUCAAGGCAGCAUGGACUAUUUCCCAUUUAAUGAUGACGACAUGACCCAGGACAGUAUUGUGGAGGAGCUAGUGCAGAUGGAGGAACAGAUGAAGCUCAACAGUGGUUUGCAACCUUACCUGAGCUGUGUUGACAUAUCCCUACAGGGUCAAACUACAGUUGCUCAAAGUUCUAUCCUUUCUCCUCACCAGACAGGUACUCAGUUCUACCACUCUGCGCAUAGUAGUACCACCCCUGUCCAUACUCCAACACCAACACCCACUCCAACACCAACCCCAACACCGACUCCCACCUCUGAAAUGUUGCCGGGUGGGCACAGCUUGACCAGAGAGAGCCCUUGCUCACGAAUGGCACCUAUCACCCCAGUGGAUGGCAUUUUGGGUGGUGGCCGCCAUACUCCUAUUAGUACCCCUUUGUCGAACUGCAGUAGUAGUGUCCCUCCAAGUCCUGUGGAGUGUCGCAAUCCUUUUGCAUUCACCCCCAUAAACUCAAGUAUGACUAGUUACCAUGAUGGCAGUGUAGUGUCCAGCAGCCCAGUCAAGCCCAUGCAGAGACCUAUGGCCACACACCCAGACAAAGCCAAGCUAGAGUGGAUAAACAACAGAUAUAACAGCACUGCAACCUCCCCAGCUAUCUCUAACAGUAACAGCAUUGGGAUCCUUCCAAGCUACCAGGAUUUGGUAGAGGACCACUUCAGAAAACCACAUGCCUUUGCUAUCCCUGGACAGUCUUUUCAGUCGCAGGCACGGCAUGAGGAAGGACACUUGAAUCGUUUGGCAACUGUGUCACCAAUACAAGGACAACAAGCCGUCAUUGGUAAACAAGAGAGCUUUGCGGUACCAGCUCCACUGGACAACAAGGCUGGUGGGGGUACACCUGUGAGUGGAGGUGGAACCUUCCGUUGUCGUAGUGUCAGCCCAGCUGUUCGUCAGCGCAAUCUUAGUGGCACCACCGUUCAAACCAACACUACCCCCAAGUCUACUAUUUCCCCUUUUAGCUCCCCACUGACCUCCGAGGAGAUCAGCAUACUUACCAAUACCCAGUCGGUUGUAAGUGCCAACACGAUGGCCCAGAGGAGCCAAUCUGUGCCACUCAAUGUGAUGAUGCAGUCAGAGUUGCUUCCCAUUGGCCACCAAGGCCAACAAAGCAACAGUGCGAAAAUCACUAAUGUGCUCCUGAGCAAGAUGGAUGCUGAUGGAGAUGAUGCAGUUCGAGGCCUGGGUGUCAACAACUUGCCUGCAAACUACACAGCCCGCAUGAAUCUUACUCAGAUUCUAGAAACUACGCAGGCUUUCCCUGUAAGUGGAAACAGCCAAGCCCAGCAGUUGCCUGUGGGCUCAAGCACGGCAUCUUUCGAUUUUCAAAAGCCCAGUUACCUCAUUAGCACCAGAAGCGAACAGGCAAACUUUUCCACCAGUGACAACCAAGCACAAUCAGGCUCUGGGGAACAGCAGCUGCAACUGCAGGAUCAGCCGCAGCUACAAGAUGAUCAGGACCUCAGCCAGCAGCAGCUUCUGUCACAGGGUAUGCAGCAGGAUGAGGAACAGCAGCAGCAGGAGCAGCUGGACUUUAAUAGCACUGUUAAGGACCUCCUGGGGGAGGAUGGCCUCAAUCCCAGCUCUCAGCUUGUAGGUCAGGUGGCCUCAGAGCUUAAUGCAGUUGCCUCGGACUUCUCCAGUGACAUCCGGCUGACGUCAGACCUUUCUGGUAGUAUCAAUGAUCUGAACACUUUGGACCCUAACUUGCUGUUUGACCCUGGUCAGCAGCAGGAUCAGUAUGAAGACGCCACACUGGAAGAGCUCAAGAACGAUCCUCUGUUUCAGCAGAUAUGCAGUGACACUGUGAACUCUGCUGGCUUUGACUGGUUAGAGAACAAAGAUCAGCCAACAGUGGAGAUGUUGGGUUAG
This is a messenger RNA of Chanos chanos (milkfish), 4665 nucleotides long. It is a transcript of the gene rfx7b, whose product is annotated as regulatory factor X7b. Gene Ontology annotation, biological process: regulation of transcription by RNA polymerase II. Gene Ontology annotation, molecular function: RNA polymerase II cis-regulatory region sequence-specific DNA binding; DNA-binding transcription factor activity, RNA polymerase II-specific. The transcript is spliced from 10 exons. The record is from RefSeq and is a predicted model, not a curated record. The coding region runs from base 115 to 4665 and encodes 1516 amino acids. Lineage: Eukaryota; Metazoa; Chordata; Actinopteri; Gonorynchiformes; Chanidae.